AAUCAGACACGGUUCCAGACUGUGUUAAAUAAGAUUUAUUUCUCUCCAUAUUAUUAGCCUAUGUGCCGUAACUACAGUGUUACUAUGCAGCUUUCCGCAUUGUAAAGGCUUCAGGUCAUUUAAUCAAGUGAAUGGACUAUCAUAACUGGCAUAUGCAAUUAACCACGCUGGUGUCAAGAGAUGCAGAGGAUGGGAUACAAUAGCCAACUUGGAAUCCCAGCAGCGCUUCUUCACACCGACUCCGUCUUAUCAUAGACCUGCUGCUUAACCGAACACAACAACAGAUACCUAGUUCCUAGCUCCUUCCAACAUUAAGAUGGCGCAGGCACUAUCGGAGGAGGAGUUCCAUCGAAUGCAGGCUCAGCUUUUGGAGCUGCGGACACAGAACUACCAACUCUCUGAUGACUUGCGUAAGAACACAGCUGAGCUCAGUGCUGUUCGUCUUAGGACUGUAACAUUGGAGAAGGAUUACAUCAAAGCACAGAAGGCUUUAAAUAAGAGCAAGAAAGCUCAGGAAGUGGAUGCCUUACUCAGCGAAAAUGAGAUGCUUCAGGGGAAACUGCACAGCCAGGAGGAUGACUUCAGACUGCAGAACAGUACCCUGAUGCAGGAGCUGUCUAAGUUGUGCACUCAGAUAGAAGAGCUAGAAAAGGAAAACAAACAUCUGAAGGAUGGCGGAGGGCUUCAGGAUGGGUGGCCAUGUCCCAACUCCUGCUCUGUGGAUGGAGAGCUGCUGCGCCUCCAGGCAGAGAACACCGCCCUUCAGAAGAGGAUGGCCGCCGUUCUGGAGUGCUGUGGUAGUGAGGUAGAAAGCCAGAGGGGAGCGGAGGUCAGCGGAGCCCACGCCUCGGAGACCGAUGGACCGGUUAGCAGUAACGGUGCCACGUUGCCCUCUGAUGCCAGUGAGAACAGGGAGGAACCUGCAGCUGGUACCAGUGACAAGCUGGAACAGGCGGAAGCAAAGUGUGCAAAACUGGAACAGCGAAUUAAUGAGCUAAGCGGACCUUCAAUGAGGAGCACUGGUCUAGUUAUGAAACAAGAUGGUCUUAGGUGGUCAGCACUGUGUCCAAAUCCAAUAACACAAUGCUUUGGGCCAGAGGUGGAACUGCAGCUGCAUACUGAGGUGGAGGAGAAGCGCCUACUGAAGGAGCAGCUCCAAGCCCUUGAGUCAUCCAAACAGACAGACAUCACUAAACUUCAAGAAGAGAUAGCAAAGCUCUCGGAUAAGUUGAAGAAAAAGCAAGACAGCUUUCUGCGUUUGCAAAGUGAAAAGGAAGCCCUUUACAAUGACAGCAGGACCAAAAUUGAUGAGAUUCAACAAAAGAAGGAGGAGGAGUUGAAGUCAAUGAACACUCGCAUCUUGAAGUUACAGGGAGAUUUGCUGUCAGCCAACCAGAGUGUCUGUGAGAUGAAGGAGCAGCUACAGAGCCGGCAGAAGGAGCAUGAGUUGGUUCUACACACACUCAAAGAUCAGGUAGCGUGUCAGAGUGCAGUGAGUCAGGAGCAGGUGGAGAGUAUCCUGACUGAGAAUGAUGCUCUCAGGACUAACCUAGCCGCUCUAGAACAGAUUCAGACUGUGAAGACUCAAGAGAUGAACCUUCUGCGAGACCAGAACAUGGCUCUGAAUUUGGAGCUUCAGCAGAGACGGACAGAUCAAGAGAGUUUCCUGGCACAAAGAGAUGACCUUAACUCUCAAUUACAGGAGUCCAACCGGGCCAAUAACAGACUGUUGGAGCAGCUGACUGAAGUGGGCCAAGAGAAAGAAAGGCUACAGCAAGAGCUGGAGGAGACUAAAAAGACAGCGGACAAGCGGAAGGCUAUGCUAGAUGAGCUGGCCAUUGAGAUGAGCACCGAGAAGUCCCGACACAAGGAAGAACUGAGUGACGUGCGUCUGCAGCAUGAGAAGGAGGUGCUUGGGGUGCGGGCACGCUACGAGAAGGAGCUGAGGGGCCUCCACGAGGACAAGAACCGCACCGAAGAGGAAAUCCGCUCGCAGCUCAGAGACGAAAAGGCUCGCAACAAGGAGCUCGAGGGUCUGCAGCAGUGUGUGGAGGAGCUCCAGGCCCAGGUCCAGUCGAUGGAGGGCACUAAGGGCUGGUUCGAACGCCGACUCAAAGACGCCGAGGAGAGCAUGGAGAAGAGCAGUCUGGAGCACCAGGAACAAAUAGAGAGUCUGCAGAAGGAACAUGCUGUCAAACUGGAGGAGAAGGCAUCAGAUAUAGAUGUUAUGAAGAUGCAGUUGGCCGAGGUAGAGAAAGAGAAGGAAGUACACAAUGAAAUAAUUGGAAAACUAAAGCAGGAGAUUAAAGACACAGUGGAUGGCCAGAGGAUCCUGGAGAAGAAAGGCAGCUCAGCACUUAAAGACUUGAAGAGGCAGCUACAGCUGGAGAGGAAGCGAGCUGAUAAACUGCAGGAGCGACUACAGGAGAUCCUGACCAACACCAAGACCAGGACAGGCCUUGAGGAGUUGGUGUUAUCAGAGAUCAGCUCUCCUAGUCGCACACAGCAGACAGGAGACAGCAGCAGCAUCUCCUCCUUUAGCUACAGGGAGAUCAUGAAGGAGGGAGCCUCUGCACCAAACACCAACAAGUCUGCCACUGGCAGCCCCCAGUCCCAGCGACCUGCUGACCUGUCUGAUGAUGAGGUCGGGGAACUCUUCCAGAGGCUGGCUGAGGUGCAGCAGGAGAAGUGGAUGUUGGAGGAGAAGGUGAAACACCUUGAGGUAAGCUGUUCCUCCAUGGCUGAUGACAUCUGUAAGAAGAGUGCCAUCAUUGAGACCUACGUCAUGGACAGCAGAAUAGAUGUGUCUGGCACGGCGGUUAUGGCCCAUCACGGGGGCCAGCUGGGGGGCCACGGUCUGGGCUCUGUGCUCAGGGACCUGGUAAAGCCUGGGGACGAGAACCUGCGUGAAAUGAACAAGAAGCUGCAGAACAUGCUGGAGGAACAGCUGACCAAGAACAUGCAUCUACAGAAGGACCUUGAAGUUCUGUCUCAGGAGAUUGUCCGUUUAAGUAAAGACUCUGGAGCUUGCUCUGCAACGGGAUAAGAUGGGACCACAAGCCUCUGCUGUAUCAGGACACAUUCAUUACUCUGUCCCUCUCACCUGUUCUGUGGUAGAAGACACUACCCAUCCAUGCUGCCUGGUGGGACCUACGGCUGGGAACCCUUCAGUGUAGAAAGGGAGGGAAGAAAGGGGUUGAUAUGGGUUUUUUGUUUUUUUGGCAACAGCUUUAAUACUGAAUGUACUCAUUGUAAUACAUGUUGGUUCUAACUGCGGAAAAUGGCAUAUUCAGGCUGCACAGUCGGCUGUCUGCCUCCCCACUCUGAGGAAUGCAGCACCGGCAGGAACCGGGAUGACAGGAAAUAUCCAGAACACAGUGCGUUACUGGUUCACAUCUUCAAGAGAUUGUUUAGUGUUGUAAAUAACAAGUGACAUUCUGCUUACUUAUACAAAGACCUGUUGUGUUUUGCCUGUACUUGUAUGGAAUUUCACUAUAUUCAGCAACUCUUGUUUAUUUUUGUUUGUAUGAAUCCUGUAUAUAUAUAUAAUUCUGGAAAAUCAAUUGUGGUAAUUUAUCUGUCUCUGAGUAAUAAGUAUUGUAUGAAGUUAUUGUUAAAUAUUUAAGUCUGUCUUAUGUUCUGAAAACUGAGUAUUCUGUAGUCAUACAUUUCAGUCUUUCUACUUUUGAUUUUAGUUUGCCCCUGGACUGCAACAGAGGCACAGAGGCCUUGGCUACUCAGCAUUUUCUGUCAACAUGAAUAUGCUGUCUAACUCUAGACACUCGCUGGAUGCCGGCUUUGUGCCCCUUUUUUUAAUUUCAAUUCAAGUGCUUUCUCUAUCCCCAGUUAAGAUCCCUGGUUUGUUUGGAUUAGCAGAUGUAAUUCCAGUUUAACUCCUCUUUGAAAUUAGAUUCUGGAUGGAGGAAACAGGAUUCUCUUUGAUGAGCAGGUUUGUUAGAUUAGUCAUCUUCGCCUGGCUAAGUUCUAACAGCAGUGUCAGUCAUCUGAGCGAGACUCUUCCAUUCACUUCAGCCAGGCUCAUCAGUAUGCUUUCUUAGCUUCACACGGACAGGAAACUCAUUAGGAAUAUUUAUCUGGCAUCAUUACCCAGCCAUUAACGUUUUUGUAAGAUGAACUGGCCCAUUGCACUGGAGUGAUGGACAGGAUGGAGGAGGGAAACUUGGCUCUUACAGUAGUUUGUGUUUUGAAUCACUUUAACACCAGUAGUUGGGCAGAUCAAAUAAUAUGCUAUACACUCCAUGUAAAGACAGCGCUGGCAUGCAGUGUUCAUACCUAGCUUUACAUCAUGUUGUGUGGCUCGUUUUGGAUCAGGCCGUGUGCAACGCUCUGUCACACUGCAUUGAGUGGACUGAGCUUUUCCUGCUUGUUCUGUUAUACUUGACAUGUUUCCUUAUCUGAGAAUGUUUUUUAAAUUCAGACCUCUGGAACUUGUUUAGGAACAUAGAAAUGUAUCAUGUUUUCUACAUAUCUGCCAGUUAUCAUAAUCAUCAGUUAAUUUGACAUUUAACACUAAAUAUUGUAUCUUUACCAUUUUAAAUUUUUUAUUUCUGCCAGUAAUCUAUAUGUGAAGUUUAUACAUUUGCAGUCCCCCCCCCCCAUAUUUCUCAUGUGUUAAGUUAUAUUCUUUAAUGGAGCAAAGUUUGUCUGAGCAACAACCCCACACCACCAAGUUGCAAUGAAGUGCCGAUCUGAAUCAGUUUACUCAAAGACCCAGCUGUCCUGAAGAGAUGCAGUGGAAGACGUUUAGAUCCAGACUAGUAUAGUCUGAAUCAAAAUGUUUAUAUUUACUAGUAUAUUAGGCAUAUUAAGUGAUACUGUAGAGAAGUUCACUUUGCACUUUUUGAACACAUUAAAGAUUGUGCUUUAUUUACAUAGUCCUGUCCACUUGUCCAUUGACUUGCCUUAAAGUGUUUAUAUUGCCAAAUCUGGCUACAUCGAAGUCCUUAUGACUAAUAAAACAAUUAUUCAGGUUGAAAUAUACAGUACAACAAGACCGUGCAAGAAUCCUCAAGAGCUUCCCCUGUGGACUAUUCCUUUAAGAUUUCUGUAUUUGUCAACUGUCUCUUCAGCUAAAUAUCCAUAAUGUCAUGCAGUGUCAAUAAAAAUGGUUGUAAAAUA
Molecule: messenger RNA, 5139 nt
Organism: Esox lucius (northern pike)
Lineage: Eukaryota; Metazoa; Chordata; Actinopteri; Esociformes; Esocidae
Gene: gripap1
Product: GRIP1 associated protein 1
Exons: 29
Coding region: 317-3046 (909 amino acids)
Biological process (GO): regulation of neurotransmitter receptor transport, endosome to postsynaptic membrane; regulation of modification of synaptic structure; neurotransmitter receptor transport, endosome to postsynaptic membrane
Cellular component (GO): extrinsic component of postsynaptic early endosome membrane; glutamatergic synapse; postsynaptic recycling endosome
Source: RefSeq, a predicted model, not a curated record